AUGUUCCAUUAUCUCACAACAACCUUGACAGUAUUGCUCAUUUGUAAGUAUCGCGCCGAACAGAUUGACAACGGAUUGCAAGAAGACCCUCAAAUCAGAUGUGGCAGUGAAAGUUUAUCAAUAAAUUUCAAAACUCAAGGAGCUUUUGAGGGGCAUGUGUAUGUGAAAGGACAUUACAGUAUGAAACAAUGUCGAACCGAUGCAACCCUGGAACCGAAAGUCAAUUUAACAGUUUCCUAUUCCGCAUGCGAUGUCAUCCGUCAACGAUCAAGCAACCCGAAAGGAAUAAUGAUGACAGCCACAAUAAUAAUAUCCUUCCACCCAAUGUUCAUCACCAAAAUCGACAAGUCAUACAAAGUUCAAUGCUUUUACGCAGAAUCCCAAAAAACUGUGACGCAGCAAUUGAAUGUGGAUAUUGCCAAAGAACAAGAGAAGAAAAUUUUCGUGAUGGUUGGAGACGAAGAAAGUGACGGGGAUAAUCAGACAUCCGGAGAUAGGAAGAUACUUCACAAGUUGAAUGAUCCUUCCACCGAAGAAAGGAUAAACUACAAUGUUCCGCUGCCAGAUUGCAAGUAUCGAGUUUUGAACGAAGGAAAAAAUGAGGAAGUCGCUUUUGCAACAGUCGGGCAAAUAGUGUACCAUGAGUGGUCUUGUGAAGCUCCCGGACAAAAUCAAACAUCCCCAUUCUGUGUGACAGUACAUUCCUGCAAUGUAAAAGAUGAAACAGGCAAGGAAGUGCAGAUUUUUGACGAAAAUGGAUGCGCAGUUGACAAGUACUUGAUUAACAACUUGGAGUACAGCAGUGACCUGACCGGAGGCCAAUUAUCUCAGGUUUUCAAAUUUGCCGACCAGCCGUCAGUGUUCUUCCAAUGCAAAAUACGUCUCGGGUUGAAAGAUGAAGAUGGAUCAUGUAAACGUUCCUCUGAUCAUUGUCCGGUGACUCUUCGUGGAAAACGUUCAACGACUACUGGGGAGAACGACUUUGAUGUAAUCUCUCAAACAAUGACUAUCCUGGAUAUUGAUGAACCGACAAAAUCUCACAAGAAAACUUCCGAGCUCCAAUUCUCCAAACUAUUCGCUGCGACAGAUGUUUGCGUAUCUCCAACCACCGCUUCAGGAAUCGUCGUAUUUGUUUCAUCUCUCCUUCUUGUCUGCCUCAUCUCCUCAUUUUUAUUAUGCUUCCGACAUCAGACCGUCAAAGUCAAACUUGCUCCAUAA
Molecule: messenger RNA, 1218 nt
Organism: Caenorhabditis remanei
Lineage: Eukaryota; Metazoa; Nematoda; Chromadorea; Rhabditida; Rhabditidae
Exons: 10
Coding region: 1-1218 (405 amino acids)
Source: RefSeq, a predicted model, not a curated record